Exophiala aquamarina CBS 119918 is the source of this 666-nucleotide messenger RNA. RefSeq lists its product as uncharacterized. NCBI's taxonomy places the organism in Eukaryota, Fungi, Ascomycota, Eurotiomycetes, Chaetothyriales, Herpotrichiellaceae. The transcript has a single exon. The record is from RefSeq and is a predicted model, not a curated record. Gene Ontology annotation, molecular function: protein binding. The coding region runs from base 1 to 666 and encodes 221 amino acids.
AUGGCAUCCAGCGAUGACGCCCUCGAGACAUACACACAUCUCCCUGUGCACGUCGACCCGCAAACCAAACAAGUCUCCAUCCUCUCUUCCGACAAGACGAUCCAAGAUGCGAUAGAUAACCUCAAUCGGCUACACACAUCCUUCAAAUCCCUCGAGACACCGAACAAUGUCCCGCCUGCGCCCAUGCUCGUCAAUCCGAAGAGAUCGGCACAGAUCCAAAAACUGCGGGAUUCCGCCGCAGCAACAUCCAAAAAGGGCGACAACCCAGGCGCAAUCCGACUCCUCGGCGUCGCGAUAGACAUGGCGGCGGCGCGGCCGGGCUGGGAGCCGAUGGGCCUCGCCCGCGAGGAACUCGCCAUGAUGUAUCUGUCGCGCGGGGCCGCGAACUGCAGCGUGCAGAACUGGGUUGAGGGUCUGAUCGACGCGGAGUGCAGUGUCGAGUGUAAGAGCGGGCCAGGCCAAGGCCCGAAUGGUGAGAGGAUCCCCGGGAAUCCAAAGGCUUGGAUUGUGGGGGGACGGUGUCUUAUGGAGAUGGCGAGGUGGCGCGAUGCCGUCGAGUGGCUCGAGAGGGCAGUUGAGAAGGAAGGUGUGGAGGGGACAGAGGAUCAUAGAGAGCUGGUGCAGAUGCUGAUGCAGGCGAGAGCACACGUUCAGAAGAAGAAGUGA